GUGUACGUGUUCCAGAUGUAAAAAUGAUGGACGUCGAGCAGGGUACCAACACUUUUCUCAUCAGACCGAGUUAUGAACACAGGUUCAGGGUACCAGUGGUGAAGGAGUGUAUUAAAGAGAUCCUCAAAGAGCAAUUAUCAGGAGCCAAGUAUGAUCCCGAGGAAACUCCGUCACUCACACGAACACUCGCUGAAGCCAUUAAAAACCGUGUUAAAGGCCUGGAUUUGGAGAGAUACAAAUUGGUGGUGCAGGUGUUGAUUGCAGAACAGAGGGGACAGGGAGUGAAGAUGAUGUCUCGCUGUUUCUGGGAUUCAGACACUGACCGCUGUGCUAAAGAAGUUUACAUUAAUGUAAGAUACACAUACAACACCUUGUUGUGUUUUAUUCCUCACAUAUUUAACUGUGUGUGUGUGUGUGUGUGUGUGUGUUUAACAGGACAGUAUAGUGUGUGUGGCUGCUGUAUUUGGAGUUUAUAAUUAUUGACACAGGAACAGAAAAUCUGACCUAAACACACGCUCACCUUGAUGGACUCCUACACCGUCGACAUGUACAGUUAUGCCACAAUGGCUGAGGACUACAAUCACCAUGAUAACUGUAGGACUGCUGUUGUCAUGAACAGUUUUGCACUCGUCUCCAUCAAUGAACAGUUGAUAACUUCAACAAAAUAGACUUCAUGCAAAAACUAUACUGAAUGUCCUGGUUACACAGUUGUACUUUGUAAGUCUAUGGGACACAGUUAUAGAAGCAAGUUAUUGAUAAUCACACUAUUUGUUAUCACCCAGAUGAGGAUGGGUUCUUUUUUGAGUCUGGGUCCUCUCAAUGUUCUUCCUCAUAUUGUUUGAGGGAGUUUUUCCUUGCUACCGUCGCCACAGGCUUGCUCAUCAGGGAUAGAUACAUUUGUUAGGGAUAAAAUUAGUUCAUAUGCUUAAAGCCUUUAUUUUAAAGCUGCUUUGCGAUAAUGACUUGUUAAAAAGCGCUGUACAUAUAAACUUGACACCACUUUUCUCUCACACUUUUAUUUAUAAACUGUUUCUAUCUUUUUGUGGAAUAAAUAAAUAAACAUCAUUAGCAUUUAUUAUUUAUUUCCUUUCAUCUUUUAAUUAAUAAUUGGGUCAUUCCAUGCCAAAUCAACAAAUAUCUGACAAAUUUAUGCUCGACCAUCUCAGAUUUCAAUGAAAUUUGGAGGGCUCGGAGAUACUAUUAAAAGAAGUUAAUCCCCAAAAUUUGAGCUUCCUAUCUCCAACGGUUUCAGAGAUACAGGCAUUUGAAUUUUUUUAU
Molecule: messenger RNA, 1278 nt
Organism: Neoarius graeffei (lesser salmon catfish)
Lineage: Eukaryota; Metazoa; Chordata; Actinopteri; Siluriformes; Ariidae
Gene: dynlt2b
Product: dynein light chain Tctex-type 2B
Exons: 4
Coding region: 24-476 (150 amino acids)
Biological process (GO): microtubule-based movement
Cellular component (GO): cytoplasm; cytoplasmic dynein complex
Molecular function (GO): dynein intermediate chain binding
Source: RefSeq, a predicted model, not a curated record